AUGUGGGCCGACAUACUAGCAUUAUAUGUGAUGUGGAUGAUGAUGCUUUACUUAACAAACGUUUGGAAACUCGGGUUCACUCACGCCGCCGGAAUCGUAAACAUCUUCACCGGAGCAUGGACCAUGAUGCUUUUACCUAUGCAAUAUUUGGUGGACACAUUCAUGGGAAGUUACAUAAUCUUAUUUCUCUCAAGCAUCUCUUACAGUCUUGGAUUGGGUUUUCUAUGGAUGUCAACUCCUCCAAUUCUGGGUAAAUCCCAUGGUCUUUGCGGCGCAUAUCUGCCAGAAUGUAUAGGAGAUGAACAGAGAGUUCUAUUCUAUGCCGGUCUUGCAUUGAUAGCUGUUGGUCUUUCCGGUCACUUGGUUUCUUUGGUUCCUUUUACGGCUGCACAAAUUACUCAUGGCAUGCUCGAGAAUAUCACCGAUAGUUCGUUUUGCAUGAUGUUUCUAUUCUCAUUUAUGGCUAGUCUUGUCCCAAUAGGGUCAGUUAUUGCGAUAUCAUAUGUGAAGGCUUGGUCGUUUAGGUUCGGGUUGUCUGCGUUGUGUACGGUGGUGGGUACUUUAGUGUUCUUGGCUGGUUCUUACACUUAUAACUAUAUUGGACCUCAAGGGAGUCCUUUGACAACUUUCUUUAGAGUUUUCUGUGCCGCUGCGUUUAAGAUGUUCUAUAGAUGCCCCAAGAACGCCAAUGAUCUGUAUGAGAUACCUGAUCUUGAUGAACAUCAAUUGAUUCCUCAUAGCUGUAGCCUCAGGUGUCUAGAUAAGGCUGCAAUUGUAUUGCCAAGAAUAUCAUUAGAAGAGCAAGAAAGGAACAAAUGGAGACUAUGUCGAGUCACAGAUGUGGAAGAAAUCAAGAUGUGUCUAAGAUUGAUCCCAAUAAGCUUAACCUUCAUCUUUUGUGGUGUGGUUUCUUCCAUUGGGAACACAUAUUUUAUUAUCCAAGCAAAUCACCUCAACGACAAGCUCGGUCGUCUCCCGAUCCCAGCCACAGCCCUCCUAGCCAUAUAUGAGCUAGGACAUACUCAGUUUGGGAAACUAUAUUGCAAACUCGUAAUCAAACUAAGCGGAUCAGGAUCGAGACACUACGCUUCCCCAAUUGGGAUCGUGGUCUCGAUGAUAUUCUCAGUCAUUUGCUGCAUUGUGGCAGCUAAAGUCGAGGCUAGAAGGCUCAAUGUUGUGAUCAGUCAUGGUUUGAUGGAUAAGCCAGACGACAAGAUCCCCAUGUCGAUCUUCUGGCUGUUCCCACAGUUUGUUCUUCUAGGGGCGUUUGAUGGAAUUUUUGAAAUAAGCAAGGCUCAUUUCUUAGUGGAUCAAGUCGGGCCAUCAAUGAUAGGCCAUAUAGUGCAUUUAAGUGUUGGGGUUUUGGGGAUGGGACAUAUGGGGAGUGUGUUGGUGGUUUACAUAGCCGGGAAGGUUAGCGAAAGAGGAGGAAAGACGGGGUGGUUUCAACAUACGUUGAAUAAGAGUCGGCUCGAUAAGUAUUAUUGGACUUUGGCAUGGCUAAGUGCGGUGAAUCUUGGGGUUUAUGUGGUGAUGGCGUUGUUAUUUGCUUAUCAGAAAUCGAGGAUUGAGGAAGAUCAAGUGGCUCCUCAAGAGGAAGAGAACGGGAAUGGGGGAGGAAUGGGAACUCAAGGUCCUUUUAAAGACGAUGCUCAAUGUUUUUGUUGUUGCUAA
Molecule: messenger RNA, 1674 nt
Organism: Impatiens glandulifera
Lineage: Eukaryota; Viridiplantae; Streptophyta; Magnoliopsida; Ericales; Balsaminaceae
Product: protein NRT1/ PTR FAMILY 5.5-like
Exons: 2
Coding region: 1-1674 (557 amino acids)
Biological process (GO): transmembrane transport
Cellular component (GO): membrane
Molecular function (GO): transmembrane transporter activity
Source: RefSeq, a predicted model, not a curated record